GUUGUCCUUGACCCCCAGCAUUGCCCCUUCCCUCCCUCUCCAGCUCUCUGGUGGCUCUGCAGUGACCGGGAAGGGUCGAGGACCUGCUGGUGGCCUGGGACAGGAGGGACAGGACAGUGCCAGGGAGAAGGUGCAGGGAUUCGGGGAGCAGCUGGAGACGUGGCCAUUGUCUGCCCCAGCUGCCAGAGCCUUGGGGACACAUCCAGCACCAUCCUGACUGUACCAGCACCCUGUGAAGGGCCAGUGACACCACCAUGUCCCAGGCAGGAGGAGCUGAGGAGACCUUUGAGCACCGUGACGUGGUCAUCAACACCCAGGACAAGGUCUCGGAUCUGUACACGCAGCUGGAGAAGCUGGGAGAGGGGAAGUUCGGGAAGGUGUACCGGCUGCAGGAAAAAGCCUCCGGCAAAAUCCGGGCUGGGAAGUAUUUCCGGACCCGGACGGGCAAGGAGAGGGAGGCGGCGCGGGCAGAGGUGGAGCUGAUGAACCUGCUGCAGCACCCCCGCCUGGUGCAGUGCCUCGCCGCCUUCCAGGGCCCCGCAGAGCUCGUCAUGGUGAUGGAGUACGUGGCAGGGGGGGAGCUCUUCGAGCGCAUCGUGGACGAUGACUUCGAGCACACGGAGCCCAGCAGCGCCCAGUACGUGCGGCAGAUCCUGGAGGGGCUGCAGUUCAUGCACGGCAGGGCCAUCGUCCACCUCGACCUCAAGCCCGAGAACAUCGUCUGCGUCAGCCCCGACAGCCACCGCCUCAAGAUCAUCGACUUCGGCCUGGCACGGAGGCUGGCUCCAGACACCCCUGUGAAGGUGUUACACGGCACCCCUGAGUUCAUGGCCCCAGAAGUGGUGGCCUUCGAGCCCGUGAGCUUCUCCACGGACAUGUGGAGUGUUGGCGUCAUCUGCUACAUCCUGCUGAGCGGGGAGUCCCCCUUCCAGGGGGACACGGACAUGGAGACGCUGAGCAACAUCACGGCUGCCCGGUGGGACUUCGAGGAGGAGACCUUCUCCGAGAUCUCCCCCCAGGCCAAGGACUUCAUCAGCCAGCUGCUGCAGAAGGACCCCCGGCACCGGCUGUCCAGUGCAGGGGCUCUGCUGCACCCCUGGCUGCAGCACCCCCAGCCCAGCAGCUCCAAGGUGCUGUCCAAGGACAGGAUCAGGCAGUUCCUGACGCGGCGCAAGUGGCAGAAAACAGGGAAAGCCCUGCUGGCCCUCAACAGGCUGACCCUGCUGUCCCAGAGCCUGGAGAGGAAGGUGUCAGAGGCUCAGGAUGAGGAAGGCCUGGGCUGCAGCCCACAAGAGGAACAACCCUUCACAGCUCUGCCCACACGAGGUCCUGGUUCCUCAGAGCUGCUGACAGACCAAGAGCAGGAGGAUGGUGGGAGCACUGCAGCCCCAGCGGAGACAGAGAGCAGUGACGGCGUGGCAGUGUCACCCUCCUCCUCAACCACUUAGAGCAGCUGAGGAAGAGGAGCAGCUCAAAAGGUGACCCCUCCAGCCUGUGGUGGAUCCAGACCCCCUCUCCUGUGGUGAGCUCUGGGGUGCCACAGUGUCCCUGUGCUGGUGUGGGGACAGCUGUACCUGCUGUCCCUGCAAGGAGCCCAUGCUCCUGUCUCUCCAUGGCCACCCAGGCUCGAGCUGUCACCA
Messenger RNA from Myiozetetes cayanensis, 1640 nucleotides. RefSeq names its product myosin light chain kinase, smooth muscle-like. Gene Ontology annotation, cellular component: cytoplasm; nucleus. The transcript has 10 exons. The record is from RefSeq and is a predicted model, not a curated record. Gene Ontology annotation, biological process: protein phosphorylation; intracellular signal transduction; positive regulation of apoptotic process. Gene Ontology annotation, molecular function: ATP binding; protein serine/threonine kinase activity. Lineage: Eukaryota; Metazoa; Chordata; Aves; Passeriformes; Tyrannidae. Bases 255 to 1448 code for a protein of 397 amino acids.